This is a messenger RNA of Durotheca rogersii, 611 nucleotides long. RefSeq lists its product as uncharacterized. NCBI's taxonomy places the organism in Eukaryota, Fungi, Ascomycota, Sordariomycetes, Xylariales, Xylariaceae. The record is from RefSeq and is a predicted model, not a curated record. The transcript has a single exon. The coding region runs from base 280 to 594 and encodes 104 amino acids. Gene Ontology annotation, molecular function: oxidoreductase activity.
AAAGCCCCAACCCCAGCUCUGUCAGCUGCGCUGUUUUCAUUCCAUCCCCCACAUCGACCCGCCUCCUCCUCCUCCUCCUCCUCUCUACGCUUCCGUGAUCGUUCAUCAUACCUAGGUUGGCAUCGCUCUCUAGGAGCAUCAAAGGCCCGCUGCUCCCGCUUCCGAUAAGCUACCAGUGCUGCUACUAUCGCAUCAGUUUAGCGACGAGUUCGCCAGCCGGGCUUCGAGUCUUUCGCCAUUUCGAAUACGCAGCUGUCACCAAUCUCAGCACCCGAAACAAUGACUACCGCCAUCGUGUCCGUCGUCUACCCAGCAGGCACCAAGUUCGACAUGGACUACUAUCUCGCCACCCACAUGCCGCUGGUCCAGUUGAAAUGGGCGCCGCUCGGUCUCAAGAACUGGAAGGUGAUCGAGUUUACCAACCCCGAGGCGCCUUACUCUGUUCAGGCCGUGCUCGAGUGGGAGGACGCGACGCAGUUCGCCAAGGCGUCCGCCACCCCCGAAGCGAAGGAAGUCUUCGACGACAUCCCCAAUUUCUCCGACCAGAAGCCCACGGUAUUGAGCGGUACUGUGAAGGGGGCUCAGAGCUGGUAGGAGGAAGGGCGGGAGGG